AUGGAGGACGAAACUCAUUCAACACCCCCUUUUCACAGUUUCCUCUAUCUUCAUCCUGGCGAGAAUCCUGCCACUGCGCUUGUAUCACCUGUUCUUGAUUCAGGCAAUUAUCAUUCAUGGAGUAGAUCCAUGCUUACUGCUCUUAGUGCCAAAAACAAGAUGGAAUUCGUGGACGGGAAUGCUCCACAACCGCCUAAGUCUGAUGUUACUUAUUCUGCAUGGCGUCAAUGUAAUAAUAUGGUUGUCUCUUGGCUUGUACAUUCAGUUUCUCCUUCUAUUCGUCAGAGUAUACUUUGGAUGGACAAAGCUGAUGAGAUUUGGAAUGAUCUUAAAUCAAGGUACUCUCAAGGUGACCUCCUUCGUAUUUCAGAUUUGCAGUAUGAAGCUUCUUCCCUUCAGCAGGGAGACCUUUCUGUCACUGAGUUCUUCACAAAACUUAGGAUUAUUUGGGACGAAUUGGAAAAUUUUAGGCCAGAUCCUACAUGUUCAUGUACCCACAAAUGUUCUUGCAAUGUUUUACCCACCAUUGCUCAAAGGAAGCGAGAAGAUCAAGCCAUGCAGUUCUUACGUGGAUUAAAUGAACAAUAUAGCAAUGUUAGAUCUCAUGUUCUCCUCAUGGACCCCAUUCCUCCAAUUUCUAAGAUUUUCUCCUAUGUUGCUCAACAGGAACGCCAGCUUUUGGGGUCUAAUUUUGUUGCCAAUACGGUUACAAAAACUGCUGCAAUCAAUGCAACUGCUUCAUCUUUCACAUGUACCCACUGUGGUUACAAAUCCCCGACUGGCAAGACUUCCAUUGUAAACAACACGGUGACUGAUGAAUGUAAGGCCAGUGAUCAACAGCAAGCUAUUCCAAACCAGGAUUAUCGCUUCACUCCUCAGCAGUAUCAAAUCUUGAUGGGUUUAAUACAACAGUCAACCAAUAGCAGCUCAGCUUCUCCUUCUUCACAUAUAAAUCAUGUUGGUUCUGUUUCUUCAUGUUCCACACAGCCCUCACCAUCCCCAGGUAAUUGUUUUUCCACCUCUGUCAGCACAUACAAUCUCACCUCUUGGGUCAUUGACUCUGGAGCCACUGAUCAUAUAUCUUCUUCCCUUUCAAAUUUCUUUUCGUAUCGUUCCAUUAAUCCUAUUGUCGUCAAGCUACCCACAGGUCAACAAGAUCUGAAAACCAACGAGAAGAUUGGUACAGUUGAUGUAAAUGUUGGACUCUACACCAUGACCAUUGCUGCCAUUCAACCCUCUAUAUGUUCUACUCCUUCUCCUUCUAUUUCUUCACCCGAAUCUGCUCAUUCAACCCCUGCUCCUCGUCGGUCUACUCGUUCACAUCAUCCACCUUCCUAUCUUCGAGAUUUUCAUGUGACACUUACAUCAACUGGAUCACCAUCUUCUCCAGUUCGCCUUCUUCUCUCAUUAGCUGCAAUUCAUAACUGGUUUCUUAAACAAUUGGACAUCAACAAUGCAUUUUUGCAUGGUGAUCUCAAUGAGGAAGUAUACAUGCAUCUUCCUCCUGGUUUACCCUCCACUAAAUCGGGACAAGUUUGCAGGCUAAAUCGUUCCUUGUACGGGCUCAAACAGGCCAGCCGUCAGUGGUAUGCCCGCCUCUCAACGUUUCUUUUGACUCAUGGAUAUACACACUCUUCUGCAGAUCAUUCUUUGUUUUUGAAGUUUACAGAUUCUACUAGUACAGCUCUCCUAGUUUAUGUUGAUGACAUCGUUCUUGCUGGGAACAACCUCAUUGAAAUACAACGCAUCACUACUCUUCUUGAUCAAGCUUUUAGAAUCAAAGAUCUUGGAGAUUUAACCUAUUUUCUUGGUCUUGAGGUUGCUAGAAACAACACUGGUAUUCAUCUGAGUCAACGUAAAUAUACACUUGAUAUUCUUUCUCACACUGGCAUGUUAGCUUGUUGCCCAUCAUCCACCCCAAUGGAUUAUAAAACUGGUUUAUCUGCUGAUACUGGUACCCCUUUGACUGAUCCCUCUUCUUAUCGAAGGUUAAUUGGGCGCUUGAUUUAUCUCACCAACACUCGGCAUGAUAUUGCUCACGCUGUCCACCAUCUUAGUCAAUUUGUUUCUCAGCCCACAUCUUCUCAUCAACAAGCUGUUUUUCGUAUACUUCGAUAUUUGAAACAAGCCCCUGGACAAGGCAUUUUUCUUGCUGCAGACAGCUCCCUUCAAUUGAAAGCCUUCAGUGAUUCUGACUGGGCGGGUUGCAUAGACACUCGACGUUCUGUCACAGGUUUUUCCGUUUAUAUUGGACACUCACUCAUUUCAUGGAGAUCAAAGAAACAACCCACUGUAUCACGCAGUUCAUCAGAAGCAGAAUAUCGAGCUCUUGCUUCCACCGCUUGUGAAAUUCAAUGGCUCACAUAUCUUUUAGAAGAUUUUCGCAUCUCCUUCACUCGACCUGCUCUCCUCUAUUGUGACAACCAAUCUGCUCUCCAAAUCGCAUCCAACCAGGUGUUUCAUGAACGAACGAAACACAUCGAAAUAGACUGUCAUCUCCUUCGAGAAAAAGUGACCAAUGGUUUACUCAAACUGCUGCCUGUGUCAUCCUCCUCUCAACUGGCUGACAUUUAUACCAAAGCUCUAUCUCCUUCUCGUUUUAAAGAGCUGUGUUCCAAGCUGGGAAUGUCCAAUAUCUACUCCCAGCUUGAGGGGGGAUCUUAA
Cajanus cajan (pigeon pea) is the source of this 2664-nucleotide messenger RNA. NCBI's taxonomy places the organism in Eukaryota, Viridiplantae, Streptophyta, Magnoliopsida, Fabales, Fabaceae. The record is from RefSeq and is a predicted model, not a curated record.